Molecule: messenger RNA, 549 nt
Organism: Sus scrofa (pig)
Lineage: Eukaryota; Metazoa; Chordata; Mammalia; Artiodactyla; Suidae
Source: RefSeq, a predicted model, not a curated record
AUGUACCUGAUCACUGUGUUUGGAAACCUGCUCAUCAUACUGGCUGUCAUCUCUGAUUACCACCUCCACAUACCCAUGUACUUCUUCCUCUCCAAACUGUCCUUUGUAGACAUCUGUUUCACUUCCACCACCAUCCCAAAGAUGCUGUGGAACAUCCAGACCCAGAGCAAAGCUAUAACCUAUGAAGGCUGCAUCACACAGAUUUAUUUUCUCAUCCUCUUUGCGGUAUUGGACAUCUUGCUUCUAACCGUGAUGGCCUAUGACCGCUUUGUGGCCAUCUGCCACCCUCUACACUACACAGUCAUCAUGAACCCUCGGCUCUGUGGACUGCUGGUUCUGGUGCCCUGGAUCAUGAUUGUCUCCUUGUUUUAUUGUACAAUGCUAGGAGUAUACCUUAGCUCUGCUGCUGCUCACAGCUCACACUCAAGUGCAACAGCCUCAGUGAUGUACACUGUCAUCACACCCAUGCUGAACCCUUUCAUCUACAGUCUAAGGAAUAAAGACAUGAAGAGAGCUCUGAAAGCACUGUUUGUGAAGGGACCCAUGUAA